UACCAGGUACCAUGCACGAAGCGCUGGUCAUGGUGUCUAUUUAGUAUUUAUUUCCAUUGUCAUGUACAGCGAUCGAGCCGAAGGCAUGCAGCAACCGCACAUGAUCAGCAAUGCAUCGUCGAUCAUGCUUCCCUCCUUUGCUCUCCUCCCAAAUGCUGAUAGAGCAUCAGUCUCAUCGCAUUCAUAUAUUGACCAAUAGAUCCUACACAAUACUCUUGGGAUAAAAACUCGAGAGACAAACUGAACGUGACAACAACGAUGAAUGACAGCAAUGACUCAACUCAAAGGAUAGCUUGCAGCGAGGAUGCGUGCAACCAACACCCUUCUAUCCGUGCAUCCGUCGGUACGAGGCCAUCUGCAGGCUAUAUUCUCGCACUGACAGAGCCAUCGAGUGAAUUCGGAGUCUCGGAACAUGUGGCCGAGGAAAUUAACCGGACGGAAGACCAGCUACGGCUGCAGGAACGGUCGCACGCAGUAUCAGGCAUGGCGGAAGCUCAGGAGGCCAGAGUACACACCCCUUUCGAACCUAGAUAUCCUGCUGUCACUCAUUCCUCUGCAAGAAAUCAGAAGCUGAAGCAGGCUUGUGCUCGACGCAAAUCAUUGGGUAACUCCACCACGCCCAGUCGCGGGGACAGGUUGCUACGGGCGUCAACCGGGAGUGGAGACCUGAUCGAAGAAGUGCUCCGAGAAAGGGACCGCAUGGCAAGAGAAUGGGGAGAGGAACACCCUGAUGAAGGGAAUUCAAGCAGUUGCCAACAAGAGCAAGAACAACCCAACCAGCCAGUCAUUGGAGCGGUUUCUGUUCCCGGAAUCGGGGUGGAAUCGGCCCACGACGAGGCUCAAGACUUUCACGAGAUGCACCAUGACGAGGAGGACAAUUGUCCAAACCUCCUCAUCGAAGCAACCUUGGUUGAAGAAGCUUCGACAGAGUUUGCCACCUCUGCGCCAUCCUUGUCAGACAUAGAAUCUGGAAAUCUACCAACGUUGGCAGAAGCAAAAGCCUUGGAUGACAAGGAAAUGGCAACUAGCUGUCUCAGAAGCAAAACUGGAAAGCUCAUCAUCGCGCUUGUGCUGCUUACAAUGACUGUAAUGGUUGUUGUAUUGACUGUUGGAAUGUCCAUGAGGAGAGAAACUACGGGCUCUACUUCUUCGUUUCCAUCCAUAGCUCCGACAUCAUCGUAUGUCCAGAAACUUGCAAGAGAUCUGAACUUGACUGAUGCAACAAUGUCUACAAUCUCCCAGGAUUUAGAAUCUCCCCAAGCACAAGCACUGAAAUGGCUCAUUCAAGAUCCAAACUACCCCAGCCUGUCUCUCCUUCAGAAAACACAACGAUUCCCUCUGGCUGUCCUGUACUAUUCCACUCAAGGUCAGAAUUGGACAAACUCCACAAAUUUCCUGGACUACCAAUCAAGAGAGUGUUCGUGGCACCUUUCUGCUGGGCCUGGCACUUGUUAUGAUGGAAUCAUAUCUACAAUAUACUGGGAUGGCAACAAUCUGAAUGGUACAAUACCACAAGAAAUUGCUGUUCUAAAAGAUUCUCUAUCAGUUCUGUCCCUUUCGGCGAACAACCUGAAGGGAGCAAUUCCUUCCGAGUUGGGUCUCAUGAGUUCUAUUUUCCGGCUAAGCGCGAAGGACUGUCAACUAUCCAACACUCUCCCAACUGAGCUUGGAGGUUUGUUUUCUUUGGUGAUGUUGGACUUUCGAAACAAUUCCCUCUCCGGUACCAUUCCUAGGGAGCUGGCAGCCUUAGAUACCAUCCAUUCUGUGGAAUUGUCGGCGAAUGCACUUACGGGAUCAGUUCCAGCUGAGAUGAUUCGUCAACCAUCACGGUUCCACGUUGAUUUAUCAAACAAUCAGCUUUCUGGGUCUAUUCCAACUGAGUUCAACACCACCAACAGGCUUGAAGCACUGCUACUGGGCUCAAACAAUAUCCAAGGCACGAUUCCGUCCGAGAUUGGAUUUGCUACAUCCAUGGGGCGUUUGGAUCUCAGCUUUAAUGAAAUCUCAGGACAAAUUCCCAGUGAGAUCCAAGCAUUGACUGGGCUCUCUUCACUGCUUGUUGGAUCGAAUAUGAUUUCAGGGGAACUGCCUACUUCUCUCGGCCUCAUGCAUGAGCUGUGUGAGCUUGAUUUUAAAAACAACCGACUACAAGGAACAAUGCCGCCGUCACUUACAGGCUUGUGUUUCGGAGAACAAUCCAUUACACCAUCCGAGAAUGCCACUCAUACAACCGUCCUCGGGGUGGCUGUGUUGGAGGCUGAGUUGCUAAAUGAAAUCAUUGGAUUAUUGGAACGGAUAGGCAAGGAAGCUUCAAGCAUUCUCACAAAGUUCGAUGGAUUGGAGGAUGUUGUUGUGGGAGUUCUGCAGCAAAGAUAUGAGCUUGAUGAUUCCUACAUCUGGUUGGAUCUGAAGUUUGCCAUUCAAUUCUCAAUCGGACAUCUUCCGUCAAAGGCAAUGUUGACUAAUGCCUUGUUUGGCUCACCUGGUAUAUUCUUUGACUAUGAGUUUGACUCAACGAAGAGGGCUCCAAUUGGUGUCUUUCAAGCUAAUGUGCAGCCAUUUCAGUUUGACAUAUCCAAUAAUGCAAUCUCAGGCUCGUUGCCUCCAUCCUUGUUUGCCAACAUCCCAAUGAUACACCAUUUCAAUGCGGGAUCAAAUUCCCUAACAGGCAUAAUUCCAACUGAAGUUGGCGCUGCAUCCACCAUGACAAUGCUAUCUCUUGCUCACAAUAAGAUUGAAGGAUCCAUCCCAAGUGAACUUGGGCAAUUGGGAGCCCUGACCAUGCUUGAUCUUUCUCACAACAUGCUCUCCAAUCAAAUUCCACAAGAAUGCCGCAACCUCAGGAGUCUCCAGUCUCUGAAUCUGGGCAGUAAUAGAGUUGUUGGGACGCUUGAUGCUGUUUUCCAAGGAAGGUACAUAAACGAGACUAAUGCAAUGCCUCGUGCCAGAGUCCACGGCAGCACAGCCGGAGCGGCACUAUGCCAUAUUGAUGUAUCCAACAAUUCUCUUUCCGGCACUCUGCCCACUGAGGUGGGGUCCUUAUGCCUGAGGGAUGUCUACACUGGAGACACAACGCUGACAAUGGCAUUGCGUAUCGAGUAUGACUUUUGGCAUUGGAUUGUCCCUGGUAUGCCUGAUGAGGACGUAAUCGAAACGCUUCAAAAUCAGACGUCCCAAUUUCUGGGGAACCUAUUCGGUAGAAACUUUCCUGACUUGCAAUCGGUGCAUCUUCGGUAUUUGGAUGGCUCUUUUGGUAGCAAUGAGACCCACACAUCACUUUCUCUGGACUUUUUGGUGGCUGUUACUACCGACGAUUCACCAAUGUCCAUUCAGGAUCUCGUUCGCGUGCUCGGUGACGAAGGUGCUGUACAAGAUUACAUCAGGUACUACAUCAACUCCUAUGAUCUCCUCGGUUCAAGGUUUGAUGGUAUUACAAGUGUUGCUUUCCUGGUUGAUGAAACGGUGGACCCACUUGCUACACUACCACCCGUUACCCUUGACGUCUCUUUCAAUAACUUGUCGGGGAAAAUUCCGUCCGAGCUGGCAUACUUGAGCACUCUGGACUCACACGUUAAUCUACUUGGCAACAUGUUUAGUGGGGUAUUGCCUAUACAAUUGUGUCCAUGGCACUGCGACAGUCGGCACAAGAAUGCAUCCGAGUCGAGUGGGAAUCUUAUGGUGGACUGUCAGCAAGUGGUGUGCGAUUGCAAUUGCUCGGACUUCUAAAACAGCACGAUCGAAUCCUUUCCUUUGAAUUGUGGUUUGGUGGACAGACGCAAGCGAACUAUAUCAGAGAAUCAUUCGUGAUAUUUAGGCUAUUUUAAAAUAGCAAAGCAACCUUUCUAUGCUCCUAGCUAGUUAGUCUUAAUUAAAGAGGCUCCACAGGACGACCAUGAGGACGACUGGGCUCCCAGCUAACCUUGCACGAGCAGUGGAUGAUGGUGAGCCCCCUUCAGUCUCGUCUGCCGCGCUUCCUGUCUUGUGGCUCAGUUCCUUGGAUUCCGCGUCUCCCACAGUUGAAACACCACUUUUUUUACGUCCAUCAUCAUCAAAACCGUCAUCACCGUCGUCAUCACCGUCGUCAUCACCGUCGCCAUCACCGUCGCCAUCACCG
This is a messenger RNA of Seminavis robusta, 4114 nucleotides long. The record is from the annotation of a GenBank genome assembly. NCBI's taxonomy places the organism in Eukaryota, Bacillariophyta, Bacillariophyceae, Naviculales, Naviculaceae.